UAUAAAAACAGAAAAUAUUUGGAAUAUCCUUUCUCACUCACCUGAUACCGAAAUUCUAAAAGUAAAUCACUUUCUCCGACAUAAUCUCCGAUGGUGGAUUUCGCUGCCGAUCAACUCGCCAACCUCGACAUGUCUGAGCUUGAUUGCCCUAAUCUCCUGAAAAACCUCGAAAUUCUCUCUCCUGAUCAUGUCGAAUUGGCGAAGAUAUUGAUUCAGAAUGGACAGAGUCAUCUGUUUAAUGAUUGGCCUGAAUCCGGUGUUGAUGACGAUGAGAAACGAGCAUUCUUUGAUCAGGUUGCCCGCCUUAAUGCCUGCUAUUUUGGUGGUUUGGAGCAAUACAUAAAAAAUGCUAGAGAACUUCUGGCAGAUUCAAAGGCUGGAAAGAAUCCGUUUGACGGCUUUACACCUUCAGUUCCAACAGGUGAAAAUCUUACUUUUGGUGAUGAGAACUUCAUCAAUUAUGAAGAGGCUGGCGUCAAGGAAGCAAAAAACGCUGCAUUUGUUCUUGUUGCUGGGGGGCUUGGAGAACGUCUUGGGUACAAUGGAAUCAAGGUUGCUCUUCCUUCUGAAACCUCCACCGGAACAUGCUUCUUACAGCUGUACAUAGAGUAUAUUCUUGCUCUUCAAGAAGCUAGUGGCAAACUGGCUGAAGGUGAAACGCAAAAGGAGAUACCUCUUGCUAUUAUGACUUCUGAUGACACUCAUGCACGAACUUUGGCACUGUUGGAGUCAAAUGCUUAUUUCGGAAUGAAGCCAACGCAAGUCACACUUCUCAAGCAGGAAAAAGUUGCUUGCUUAGCUGAUAAUGAUGCCAGACUUGCUGUGGACCCACAAAAUAAGUACAGAAUUCAGACAAAGCCUCAUGGCCAUGGUGAUGUGCAUUCACUUUUGUUUUCCAGUGGUCUUCUAAACAAAUGGCGUGAUGCUGGUGUAAAAUGGGUUCUGUUCUUCCAAGACACAAAUGGGCUUCUCUUCAAGGCAAUUCCAGCAUCAUUGGGAGUCAGUGCCACCAAACAGUACCAGGUUAAUUCUCUUGCAGUUCCUCGAAAAGCAAAAGAAGCUAUUGGAGGCAUUGCUAAGCUUACACAUGCUGAUGGGAGGACAAUGGUAAUCAACGUCGAGUACAAUCAACUUGACCCUCUACUUCGAGCAACGAUCAAUCCUGAAGGGGAUGUCAACUGUGAGACUGGAUUCUCACCUUUCCCUGGAAAUAUUAAUCAGCUAAUAUUGGAACUUGAAUCAUACAUUGAGGAGCUUAAGAAGACAGGAGGUGCCAUCAAAGAGUUUGUUAACCCAAAGUAUAAGGAUGCUACAAAAACUUCAUUUAAGUCUUCUACUAGAUUGGAGUGUAUGAUGCAAGAUUACCCAAAGACUUUGCCUCCAACUGCAAGGGUUGGGUUUACUGUGAUGGAUAUAUGGCUUGCUUAUGCACCUGUGAAGAACAAUCCUGAAGAUGCCGCAAAGGUUCCAAGGGGUAAUCCAUAUCAUAGUGCAACUUCUGGUGAAAUGGCAAUCUACAGAGCACACAGCCUUAUAUUAAAAAAGGCGGGUGUUCAAAUUGGUGACCCAAUUAUGCAUGUGUUUAACGGACAAGAAGUGGAGGUGUGGCCUCGCAUUGUGUGGAAGCCAAAAUGGGCACUGACAUUUUCAGACGUAAAAAGAAAAAUUGGAGGAAACUGCUCCGUGUCACAAAAGUCUACCAUGGUUCUCAAGGGCCGAAAUAUUCUCGUUGAGGGUCUUUCCUUGGAUGGAGCACUUGUUGUUGACUCAAUUGACAAUGCAGAGGUGAAAGUGGAAGGUUCCACGCAAAACACGGGUUGGAUCCUUGAAAAUGUUGAUUAUAAGGACUCUUCAUAUCCUGAAGAAAUAAGGAUAAGAGGGUUUAGAAUAAAUAAAGUGGAACAACUUGAAGGAAAUUUCCGUGAACCUGGAAGACAUUGCUUGAAACCUUGAUGUCAAGAGUUGGCAUAAGGGUAAAUUCCUUUGACGGUAUGAUGAGAAAUUGAUGUUAUGCGGGUGAAGUUGUGUAGCGGUCUUUAAUUGUACAUUUUUAUUCAUUGAUUGUAUCCCGCGCUAUCGAAAGGGCGUUUUAAUAUUACUCUUGUAGAUACGAUUAAAGCUCGUAGAUACGAUUAAAGCUCGUGGUUAAUUCUGUACAUGCAUAAUAUUGCAUAGUAAUCUUUGUUUAAUUAAGCAAUUGUGUACAAAUUUGGAAAUUGUUUGUCGAUUUCAUGGAGGUAAUCUACAACCAUGUUUUUGUGA
Spinacia oleracea (spinach) is the source of this 2262-nucleotide messenger RNA. Its product is annotated as UDP-sugar pyrophosphorylase 1. The transcript has 17 exons. The coding region runs from base 91 to 1953 and encodes 620 amino acids. Lineage: Eukaryota; Viridiplantae; Streptophyta; Magnoliopsida; Caryophyllales; Amaranthaceae. The record is from RefSeq and is a predicted model, not a curated record. Gene Ontology annotation, biological process: UDP-N-acetylglucosamine biosynthetic process. Gene Ontology annotation, molecular function: UDP-N-acetylglucosamine diphosphorylase activity.